Molecule: messenger RNA, 1630 nt
Organism: Dermatophagoides pteronyssinus (European house dust mite)
Lineage: Eukaryota; Metazoa; Arthropoda; Arachnida; Sarcoptiformes; Pyroglyphidae
Product: spliceosome-associated protein CWC27 homolog
Biological process (GO): protein peptidyl-prolyl isomerization; protein folding
Cellular component (GO): catalytic step 2 spliceosome
Molecular function (GO): peptidyl-prolyl cis-trans isomerase activity
Source: RefSeq, a predicted model, not a curated record
AGAUGUCGUUAUUGUCGAAAAAUUUCUGAGAGAAAAUAAAAACAUAAACAUUCCAUUCGAGAAUUCGAUUCGUUUUUUUGAAUUUUUUUGUUUUUGUUUUUGUUUUUUUGAAACAAAAAUAAUAAUGAGUAAUAUUUAUAUACAAGAACCACCAACGGAUGGUAAAGUAUUGUUGAAAACAACUGUCGGUGAUAUUGAUAUUGAAUUAUGGUCAAAAGAAACACCAUUAGCAUGUCGAAAUUUUAUACAACUUUGUAUGGAAGGUUAUUAUGAUAAUUGUAUAUUUCAUCGAUUGGUAAAAGGAUUUAUUGUACAAACGGGUGAUCCAACCGGUACCGGUUUUGGUGGUGAAUCAAUUUAUGGACAACCAUUUAAAGAUGAAUUUCAUUCACGUUUACGAUUUGUACGUCGUGGUUUGGUUGCAAUGGCUAAUGGUGGUGAAAAAGAUGAUAAUGGUAGUCAAUUUUUUUUCACAUUAGAAUCAACACCUGAAUUACAAAAUAAACAUACAAUUUUUGGAAAAAUAUCUGGUAAAACAUUAUAUAAUAUGUUACGAUUAGGUGAAAGUGAAAUUGAUCGUAAUGAACGACCAAUUUAUCCGCAUAAAAUUCGUUCAACUGAAAUAUUAAACAAUCCAUUUGAUGAUAUUGAACCACGUGAAAAACGUUUGAAACAAAAAGAAAAAUCAAAAGAAGAUCGUGCACGUGAACGUUUAAAAGGUAAUAAAAAUUUUCAAUUAUUAUCAUUUGGUGAUGAAGCUGAACAAGAAGAAGUGGAAAUUACAAAAAUAUCAACAGUAUUCAAGAAUAAAAGUAAAAGUAGUCAUGAUCUACUGAAAGAUGAUGAAAAACUAAGUUCAAUACCAGUGGUUGAUCCAAAUGAACUUAGCAACGAUGAUCCAAACGAUGUUCAUGACGAUAAUGAUGAACGUCAUUCGAAUGAUGAUUCCGAUGAUAAACAAAAACGUUUGGCCAAUGUUAAAGCGAAAUUUGAUAAAGGAACCAAAUCAAUCAAGUCGACGGGAAAAAAUGAUGACAGCGAUGAUGAUGAUGGUGGUGGUGGUGGUGAAUUGAAUUUUUUCAACGAAGAAAAACUUGAGAAAAAAGCCAAAGAAAUUGAAAAAGCCAAAGAUGAAUUUCGAAAAUUGAAAAAACAAAUGAAGAAAGAAUUACGAAAAGAACAACAACAACAAAAACAACAACAACAACAAGCUGCUUUGAAUAACGAACCAAUAAUCAAUAAUGCUGUAGCAGAAUUUGUAGCCGAAUCAAAAAAAUUCAAAGAAAUUAAUCAAAAAAUUAAGAAAAAAGGUGAUGGACGUGAAGAACAAUGUUGGAAUUUAUUGGAAAAAUUUAAAAAUCGUUUACAAUCAACCAAACAACAAGAAGAAAAAAUCGAUGAUGAUAAUGUUGUUGAUGAUGAUAAUGAUCCAUUACCGAAAAAAAAUUUCAAAUCAACAUGGUUAACACAUCGAAUGCAAUGUACGGGUAAUGAUGAAAUUGUAUUAGCAAGAGAUGCAAAUAUACGUAAUGAAGAAGAUUGGUAUGAUAUUUAUCAUCCAAAAAAUCCAAUUAAUAAACGUAAACGUAAUGAAAAAUGAUUGAUUGAAUUUUUCCAAUUCUCAAUAAUU